AUGGCCUCCAGAGUGGUGGCGGUGGGCCAGCGACGGCCUCUACAGCUGGAGGACCUGAGCCCAGUGAGCGAGGAGGACUGUGGCCAGCAUGUCUGCUCCACUUUUGAGCAGCACUGGAGGAGGCAGCAGCAGCCCGCUGGCAAGGACGAGAGCGCUGGCGGGUCGGGGUCGGGGGCGGAGGAGCUGUUGUUGCCGGGGUCGGGGGCGGAGGAGCUGUUGUUGCCGGGCUCCGUGCGUCCGGGCUUCUCCCUCCUGCACGCCCUCUGGCUGACCUUCUCCUCGUCACUGCUGCAGGUGGGCCUCCUCCGCCUGCUCACAGACCUGCUGGAGCUGCUGGGGCCCCUGGCCCUCAGAUGGAUAAUCCUCUACAUGGAGAACCAGGCAGUGUACGACUGGCAGGGGCGCACGUACAUGCUGGUGCUCGUUGGCAUCGUCGUUUGCCAGUCUCUCGUUGAGCAUCUCCGUGAGAAGCACAGUGGGAUGACCGAGGCGAAGGUCCAAGUGGCACUGACGGCGAUGCUGUACAGAAAGGUUGCUGCCGCUGGUGGUGGUGGUGCCGCUGGUGUCGGUGAUGUGGGCACUCACCUGGCGCUGGACAUUAAGAGGGUGGCUGGCCUGGUGGUGACCCUGCCGCUGCUGCUGUCCUCCCCCCUGCGGGUGCUGCUGUGCCUGGGGCUGCUGUGGCGGGAGCUGGGCCCCGCCGCCCUGGUGGGGGCCACCACACUGCUGCUGAUCGUACCCCUCAACUCAGCACUGCAGCGCAGGGUCAGCCUGCUGAAGAGGAGUCAGAUCAAAGUCAGAGAGGAGAGGGAGGCACUGCUCAAGGAGAUGCUGGCACACAUCAAGAUGCUGAAGCAGUUGGCCUGGGAGGCCUGGUUCCAGUAUCGUGUGACCGCGGCACGAGAGAGGGAGCUGGAGACGCUAAGCACUCUGGGAUAUCUGAUGGCCUUCCUCAUGCUGAUCCGUGUGUGUGAGCCCUUCCUGGUGUGUCUGUCCAGCCUGGGGGCAUUUGUCCUGAUGCAUGAUGGGAAUGUUCUCACCGCAGCACAAGUCUUCACCUCCAUCUGGCUCUUCAGGCUGCUGCGCCCGCCGCUGCUCCACCUCCCCAACCUCUCGCCCAUCUUGACUCAGCUGACCCCUGUUCUAUACGAGCUGACCCCUGUUCUGUACGUGUGCCCCCCCCAGCUGACCCCUGUUCUGUACGUGUGCCCAGAGCUGACCCCUGUUCUGUACGAGCUGACCCCUGUUCUAUACCUGACCCCUGUUCUGUACGUGUGCCCCCCCCAGCUGACCCCUGUUCUGUACGUGUGCCCAGAGCUGACCCCUGUUCUGUACGAGCUGACCCCUGUUCUAUACGAGCUGACCCCUGUUCUGUACGAGCUGACCCCUGUUCUGUACGAGCUGACCCCUGUUCUAUACGAGCUGACCCCUUUGACCCCUGUUCUGUACGUGUGCCCAGAGCUGACCCCUGUUCUGUACGUGUGCCCAGAGCUGACCCCUGUUCUGUACGUGUGCCCAGAGCUGACCCCUGUUCUGUACGUGUGCCCAGAGCUGACCCCUGUUCUGUACGUGUGCCCCCCCAGCUGCAGCGCAGAUGACCACCUCAGUGGACUCAAAGUGGAGAUGGACCACUCAUCCACCGGCGGAUCUGGAGCGGACAUUCGGCGGUACCUCCAGGCCUUCGGCUGGGGCUGGGUCAUGCUGUCCCUGGUGGCCCACACGGGGCUGGUUCUGGUGUCUGUCGGGCAGGACGGACUGCUGAGCCUGUGGACCAGCGAUGCGAAGGAGGUGCAGGGUCUGGAGGGCUGGACGGAGCUGAGGGACUCGCGCCUCUCUCUGUACGCGGUGCUGGGCCUGCUGCAAGCCAUACUUGUGUGUGGGGCUGCUCAUUUCCUGACCCAGGGUUCUGUGCGGGCGGCGGGGGGGCUCCACAGCGAGCUGCUGUCUGACGUGCUGCAUCUUCCGCUCAGCUUCUUCCGGAACACUCCGCCAGAGAGGCUGCUGCAGUGCUUCACACGGGAUAUGUAUGUGAUCGAUGACCUGCUCCCUGAGCGUCUGCACGUCUGGGUGCACUCCCAGCUGGAGAUGUGCGCUGUUGUUCUUCUCAUCUCUGUCAUAACACCCGUCUUCAUCCUGGCGGCUGGCCCUCUUCUCAUCCUCCUGGUCAGGGUCCAGUCUCAGUACACGGUUGUUUUGAGACGCAUGGAGUGUUUGGACAUCGCUUCUCAUCUCGCCAUGACAACGCUGUUUCGAGAGAUGCCGCUGGACGAGAAUGGCGAUGGGGUCACCUCCGCAGACUUCAGCUGUCAGGAUCAGAGUGCCCACCAGCGGACGCUCCAUGACCACCUGGUGUGCCACUUCAACAGAAUCGUAAUGGCCAGUUGGCUGUCGUUGCGGUUAGACGCCAUUCUGUGGGUCCUGGUGUUCCUGGUCACCGUCAUCCUGAUGGACAGCUCCGACACCGUGGACUCUGGGAUUGUGGGCCUGGCGCUGUUCUACACACUGAGUAUGCGGGGAGUUUUUCACCAGAGUAGAAAGGCCUCUGCUGAUGUUCAUGACUGCAUGCUGUCUGUGAGAAAGAUGUCUGAAUAUUCGAAUCUGCAGAAAGAGGGCCCGUGGGUGCUGCCCUGCAGAGCGCCCCCUGCUGGCUGGCCACAGAGGGGAGAGAUCGAGUUCAGAAACGUCGAGACCAAAUGUCCAGACGGCCACCUGCCAGCGCUCAGGGGACUGACCUUCCACAUCCAGAGCGGAGAGAAGGUGGCCGUGCUGAGCCGGGAGGGGGCGGAGACGGAGGCGCUGGUGAGCUGCCUGCUGCGGACACUAGAGGGCGUUAGCGGGACGCUGCUGAUCGACGGAGUAGACGCGGCCUGUCUGGGCUUGCAGGAUCUGCGGCGCCGGAUUAACGUCAUCCCUCAGGUGCCCGUGCUCUUCUCAGGCUCGCUGCGCGCCAACCUGGACCCUGCCAGCAUGCUCCCCGAUGCCCAGGUGUGGCUGGCUCUGGAUCUGUGCCACCUGAAGGAGACCGUUCAGGUGCUUCCAGGACAGCUGCUGCACGCAGUACAGGAUGGCGCUGCCAGUCUCAGUCAGGGCCAGAAGAGGCUACUCUGCGUGGCCAGAGCGCUGCUGUGGGGCUCCAGUGUCCUGCUGGUGGAGGAGCCGCUGGUCUCCGUGGAGACCGAGACAGAAUGCCUGGUCCAGCAGGUCAUCCGCACAGAGUUCUCCGCCUGCACGGUCCUGACCUUGACCCAGAACCCGCACCUGACCUUGACCCCGAACUCGCACGCCGUCAUGGACGCUCACAGAGUGCUAGUGUUGGACACUGGCCGGGUGGUAGACUUUGACACACCCUCCAACGUGUGCCAGAGGAACGCAGCCUUGACUCCGAGAGCACAGGCUGAUUGGCUCAGAGGCCCCAGCAGCUGGAGGAGGAGCAGGUGACUGACCGCUGGUGACUGACCGCUGGGCUGCUGCUCCUACACACACACACACACACACACACACACCGCUGGGCUGCUGCUCCCGCUAACUGCAGCACGAGGUGUGCUCACAUUCACAAAGCAAAGACAUGUGGGAUCGUUUGUUAUUUUGCUUUUGUUGUGAACACUUGCCAAUGCCAACACUUGCAAAACGGUCCAAGGAUGUAGUUCAUUGGAUGAAGACUUACAGUUGAAAUUGGAAUGUUCACACAAAAAACGUUCAAAUUUAAAGUUUCAAUGAAAAAUGUUUGUCUCAUGUAAACGCACGUCAGCUCUGUUGAGGCUGGACUGGGAUGUCUGUGGCAUUCUCCCAGUCGGAAGAGGCCUUGAAUGCUCUUAGUUUAGAGCAAAGUACACUCAGCUUUUUGGCAGCUUUCACGUUAUAGCACAAGAACACAAUCACUGAUGAACUGAAAUGCCUUCUCUGCACUGUUUUUCUAGUUGAGAAACUGACAUGUGUACUGUACCUGAAUUCAUGCCAAGACGGUUGAAUACUUCCUCAUUUGACAUCUGUAGCAGUUCUAACCAGGCAGUAACAGCAAAGAUUGUUUAGUUACUCUGGUAACAGUAACAUGAAAGUCAGGUGCCAUGUAUAAUACACCAGUGCAAGGACAAGACUUUUAGUUUGAAAUCUCACUCUCAAAUGCUACAGAACUUUUGCAUUUUCUAAAGGUUUUCAGUUUUGUAUUAGCAAUAUUAUGGGAAGUGCUAAAGUAUUAUUCACUGUGUAAAAUGAUCUCUAGACUUCAAAUGUAAUACGUUACAAUGUGUAUAUAUAUACUGUGCCAUUCGUGUCUUUGUCUGUUUGUCUGUUUAUUACAACCUAUUUCUAACUGGUUUGAGCAUUAAAGCACAUUGUUCAAUAUUCCAGUAAAAAGAUCCUUGUGAUGUUAUUACGCCUGACGCUGUAGAGCUGGCUGUGCUUGUGGAGCCAGAAGGCUAUGAGCAGAAAGGGUUUGGGCCUAAGAGAUGGCUGGGCCUAAGGGGUCAGCCUCUCACUGCUUGCUUAGACCCCGAUGAUCGGCACCUGUAGGCGUAUUUGAAACUUAUCCUUUGGACAGUGUACACCAAAGCAAAUUUGAAUGCCAGUGCACUGAGCAAAUUUGUCUUUAUAAUAAAGUCUCAUUAAAUUAAGUCAAAAUGAUCUUUCAAAAGAGCACUAUGUAAGUCUCUUUAAAAAAUAAUACCAAAGAGAUUUUUAUCUUAAUACAAAAUGAAUAACAUUUGGUUAGAUUUUUCUUUUUUCAGUGCAACUGUCUCAGUUGCUGCAGAACAAAUUCAGAGUGCUGAUGCUGAAAUGAAGGUCGUUCUGACUGAACAAGUGUGGAAGAAAUGCCAGCAUCUUACAAAUAAAGACAAACAGAAACAUUAAGCAGAGAAAGACCAUGUUUAACAGGAUGGCAUUUACCCUGAUACCAAGCUGACUUUAAUUCAGUUUUUGGUCAUAUUCAACGUAUUAACUGCCAACUUCUCCAUUUCCUUACAACUUCUAAUUUGUCUGUUAUUUUCGGUUAGCUUUUCACAACCAGUGUUUUGGUAAGGCCUGUUUUGUAAUCUGACUUAUUACCAAAGAAGUAAUUGAAUAAGGGUUAGGUUUAGGGCAAUCAAAUAUGGCAACCAGAAAGACUUUGAGCUGAAUGUUUCUCAAUUUCUACAACUGUCACCGUAGAAAGAGCCUUGAGUAGAAAGAACCUGUUUCAACUGUCACAGUAAGAAAGUCCCUCGUUGAUGUCUAAAUGCCUGUAAGGGCACACACACACACACACACACACACACACACACACACAC
Molecule: messenger RNA, 5264 nt
Organism: Sardina pilchardus (European sardine)
Lineage: Eukaryota; Metazoa; Chordata; Actinopteri; Clupeiformes; Clupeidae
Gene: abcc13
Product: ATP-binding cassette, sub-family C (CFTR/MRP), member 13
Exons: 21
Coding region: 1-3438 (1145 amino acids)
Biological process (GO): transmembrane transport
Cellular component (GO): membrane
Molecular function (GO): ATP binding; ABC-type transporter activity; ATP hydrolysis activity
Source: RefSeq, a predicted model, not a curated record